AUGGCUGCUGCGGGCGAAAACAGGUUUGUGCAGAUUCAUGAGAUUGAGGAGCUUAGACACGAUGCGUAUGAAAGCUCCAAGCUGUACAAGGAAUGUACUAAUACGCUUCAUGAUUCCCGCUUAAAGGACAAGAAGGAAUUCCGAGUGGGUGAUCGGGUGUUGUUAUACAACUCACGUCUCAAGUUGUUUCCUGGCAAGCUGAAGUCUCGGUGGUCGGGUCCCUACACUGUACGAUCAGUGUUUCCUUACGGGAUCGUGGAGACAGGCCAUGAGGAUGGUCGGUUGUUUAAUGUCAACGGGCAUAGGCUAAAGGCUUAUGUGGGAGGGCUCGUUGACCAGAGUGAGGAGGUUGUUACCCUCCACCCCGGGAACAAAUGA
Molecule: messenger RNA, 378 nt
Organism: Helianthus annuus (common sunflower)
Lineage: Eukaryota; Viridiplantae; Streptophyta; Magnoliopsida; Asterales; Asteraceae
Exons: 1
Coding region: 1-378 (125 amino acids)
Source: RefSeq, a predicted model, not a curated record